AUGGAUUCCGUAGACUUUGGGCAAGUUUUUUGGGGGCCUAAUGCUUUAUUUCGCGCGGUUGGAUACGACUUUCAACGGUUGCCACGGCCUUAUUGGCGACAGAUACUUAUGAAAGCAGUUCUUGUAUUUAUGAUCCUCAGCGCCAUAUGUAUCCGCAUCUAUAUGUUUAUGUCACUGCGAGAGCUUGUCAUAAGAGAUGACAUUCUGAACAGUUUCCGUUUAGGCGCCUUCAUCGCCUAUGGUAUCGAUUCAAACGUGAAGUUUGCAUAUUUUAUUUUUAAUGCACACCGUUUACGCCAAAUUUACGACUUCUUAGCAGCAGAGUAUCCACAAACAGCCAGUGAGCAAAAAUUAUAUAAAAUUGAUAUAUACGGUUUUCAAAGGGCACCUGUCAUGAUUUGUGCUUAUAUGGCCGUUGUUGCAUCGAUAAUGCUUAGCCCGCUGUUGCAAUCAAUUGUCACGUAUAUUAUUGAUAUAUAUCGUUUUGGUUAUGAUGCAGCAGAAUAUCCAUAUUUGCAUCCAAUACCAAUGCCAUACAACUUCGACUAUUGUACGCCACGUUAUUACAUACCCGUUUAUAUGGUGGAGUCUUUAAAUGGUCACUUUAGUUCCACAACUAACUUGGGUACCGAUUUAUUUAUAAGCAUAUUUUCGGGUCAAUUAUGUAUGCAGUUGGAAUACUUGGGCUACUCUCUUGAGACUUAUCAACCAAGUAUGGAGAAAUCAGAGGAAGACUGUGAUUUCCUAAGGAAGUGGAUUAGAAAACAUCAACUAAUGCUUGGUCUCUGUGCAGAUCUAGAUGAAGUUUUUGGUACAACCCUUCUGUGUAAAUUAAUAACAAACUGCACCUACUUUUGCAUAAUUGUUGCUCAGCUCAUGCUCGAAGGUUAUGGUUAUGGUUUUCUUAAUUUUGGAAGCUUCUUUUUCCUUACUGUUGCCCAAUUUUUUAUGGUAUGCCAAUACGGGCAGAAUCUGAUUACAAUAAGCGAACAUCUGUCAUUUUCGGCUUACAAAAACCGCUGGUACAAUGGUUCGAAGGCGUACAAAAAAAUGAUAUUAACGAUAAUUACGCGUGCGCAAACUCCGGCCAAUUUGACUGCAAAAGGAUUUCAACCCAUCUCGCUGCUAACCUUUCAAAUUGUAAUGUCCGUGACUUAUCGUGUAUUUGCCGUGUUGCAGCAGGUCUUUGAUUAACUUCGUGCAAACGUUUACUACACUGCUCAACUACAAAAAAUUUAUUUUAUUAAGUAUAAAUUAAUUAUUUAUGAGCACACAGAAAUGAAGAAAAUACAAAAGUACACAACUAAACACCUAUAAAAAUAUUGCAAGGAAAU
Rhagoletis pomonella (apple maggot) is the source of this 1334-nucleotide messenger RNA. RefSeq names its product odorant receptor 49a (gene Or49a). Gene Ontology annotation, biological process: sensory perception of smell; detection of chemical stimulus involved in sensory perception of smell. The record is from RefSeq and is a predicted model, not a curated record. Gene Ontology annotation, cellular component: plasma membrane. NCBI's taxonomy places the organism in Eukaryota, Metazoa, Arthropoda, Insecta, Diptera, Tephritidae. The transcript has 4 exons. Bases 1 to 1194 code for a protein of 397 amino acids. Gene Ontology annotation, molecular function: olfactory receptor activity; odorant binding.